AAUAUUAUAUUUAUCAACAGAAAUAUAUACAAUAUAAUAUAACAUAUAGUAAAAAAGAAAAGUUAAUAUGACGUUAUACUCUGUAAUAAAUGUUGGACCAUACAAUGACAGUAUAUCACAGCCAUUUACAUCUCCUGAUGUAAAUACUUUAUCCCAUGCAUUUGACUAUGAAGAUGACAGCUGGACAAUUGAGAAGAUUACUGCAUCAAUAGAUCGCAAGGGAGAGGGAAAAUUCUACAAAGUUAAAUGGGUCCGAUAUAUUUGGCAAGCAGAAGAAACAAUUCAACCUCUGCAACAUUUGAUUGAUAAGUAUUGGCAAGAUUAUUCUGUUGAUACCGCAGAAUUGCUUACUCAAAAUAUUCAACGACAAGACCAACCUCCUCACCAACCUCCUCAAUCAUUUAGCAAUCACAUUGAUCAUAACCACCUUUCAGGACAGUACAGACUUCAUAAAGAAAUGCAUAAUGGUAAUGAAUUGCAUGGAAAUAUGGAGCAACUUCAAGAUUUUUAUAAUGCUAAUACGCCAUGCAGUGAGUUGAAUGAUCACAAUGUUGAUCACAGUGUUCUUUGUAGUAGCACUGGAGUUGGGAUAACAGACAGUUUGCAUGCUACACAAUCACAAUCAGUUUUAGAAAACCAUUCAGGGGGUAUUUUAGAUGAUGUAUCCUCUCCGCUUGUUAACUUUGGAUAUAAAACUGCUUUAGUAAAACAUAGUCACAAUAAAGGUUUGAAUGAAGGAAGUGUGCACUCUGAUGGUAUCAUUCAAAACUAUAGCAAAAGUUUAAAUGAAGCAAGUGUGCACACUGAUGGCAUCAUACAAAACUAUAGCAAAAGUUUAAAUGAAGGAAGUGUACACACUGAUGGCAUCAUACAAAGUUUUAAGCAGCAUAGUGAAAUCCCUGAUAAUUUGUCGGGAUCAACUUUUUUCUCAUCAAAAACUGAUGAAGUAAAUAAGUUUAUCAGCAGUGGAGACAAAAUUAACUCUUCGACCGAAAACUUUUAUCAAGAUCAUGUGAAUGCAGAACUACCGGCCGAAACAAUGGUGGUCCAAAAACAGACAAAAGAAUUCAUUUGCGAAAUAUGUAAACGAACUUUUAAUCGCAAUAGUUCUCUUAAAAGGCAUUCAAUUAUUCAUAGCGGAGUAAAAUCGUGGUGCUGCGAUUACUGCAACAAGCCUUUUACUCAGAAAGAAGUUUUGAUUCGUCAUUUAAAAAGCCACACCGAAAAAAAGUCAUAUAAAUGUUCAGAGUGUGACAAAUGUUUCGUCGAGAACGCUGCACUACUUCGACACCAGGCUGUGCAUAAAAUUGAAAAAGAUUGGUUCUGUAAUAUCUGUGGUAAAAGGUUUGUAAUUAAAGAAUAUUUAAGCAAACAUUUACAAAUUCACCGUGGAGAAAAGCCUUACCACUGUUAUGUGUGCAGCAAACGUUUUGUUGACAGUUCUGCACUAAGGCGGCACGAAAAAACUCAUAAUAAAUCACUUAUGUGUGAAGUAUGCAAUAAAUCGUUCAUCAACUCCUUAAGUUUUACAAAGCAUAGAUGCACUUAACGUUACUUUAGCACGUUGUAAAUUGAAAAAUCGAAAAGAACUUGAAAGUUAAAAA
This is a messenger RNA of Hydra vulgaris (swiftwater hydra), 1604 nucleotides long. Its product is annotated as zinc finger protein 252. Gene Ontology annotation, molecular function: RNA polymerase II cis-regulatory region sequence-specific DNA binding; DNA-binding transcription factor activity, RNA polymerase II-specific. Gene Ontology annotation, biological process: regulation of transcription by RNA polymerase II. The record is from RefSeq and is a predicted model, not a curated record. Lineage: Eukaryota; Metazoa; Cnidaria; Hydrozoa; Anthoathecata; Hydridae. Gene Ontology annotation, cellular component: nucleus.